Blepharisma stoltei is the source of this 1599-nucleotide messenger RNA. The record is from the annotation of a GenBank genome assembly. Lineage: Eukaryota; Ciliophora; Heterotrichea; Heterotrichida; Blepharismidae.
AUGAUGCAUAGUUUAUUGAUACUAACUCCUCGUGAACAAACAAAAAAAUGUUUUUUUUUUUGGAAUUUAAAAACAUUCCAAUUCGAAAUAAAAGCAAAUAUUUAUUUAAUUUGUAAAUUAUGUUUAAAAUGUAAGCUGUUUAAAAUUAAACAGAACUAGCUAGAGAUUUUAUUAUAAUAAUAUCACUUAUAUAUCAAAAUAUUUGUUCAUAAAAAAUUUUAUAUUUAAAAAAAUUUUUGGCUGGCAACAGGUGGGUAUUUGUGCAUAAAAUAGGGAUUUUUUCGCUCACAGAGGGGGGAGUAAGCAACGCUGGUGACACAUUAAUAGAAAAGCAUUAUCGAGAUUCUCUCCGUAACAUCGUUGACCAAUUUGUCGCAAUCAAAGAUCAAGUAAAUUUAGUAUCCCAAGUAAAUGACUACAUAUGCAUCAAAGUCCCUUUCAAUGAUUUGAUAUUUUUAGCAAUAACCAAAGAAGAAACACAAAUUGCAGUCAUAGUCGAAAUGAUUGAAAUUUUAGUUGACGUCAUCAAGGCAGGAAUCGGAAAAGUUGACUCUGACAGCAUUCGCGACCACUUCAGUGGUGUCUUAUUAUCAAUGGAAGAACUUAUCGAGUACGGCUGCCCUUUUACGACUCACCAGCACAUUUUGGCUCACUUUUUAAGAAAGCCUGGAUUUUUUGAGAGGUUUACUACUAUAAAGCCACAGGGAGACACAUAUUUAGAUGAAGCCAUAAAAAAUGAGCAGAUGAAUGAAAGUCCUUGGAGGCCUAGCCUCUUUCCAAUAAUUAUUUAUUUAAUUAAAAAAAAUUUAAAUUAUUUAUAUAUUUAUUAUAAAAAUAUAUAUAAACUUACGAUACACUUUAAAUGAAAUUUUAAUAGACGUUAUUGAGUAUGUGAAUAUGACUAUGGACAAACAUUGAAAUCCAGUGAGGUAUGAUAUUGUCGGACAUAUCCAAGUAAAUGCAAGCCUUACAGGCAUGCCUGAUUUAACUAUGUAUCUUCAUGCCCCGCAUCAAUUUUUGCAUUACACAUUCCAUCAAGCUGUAAUAUCACGACGCAAGAGGUUUGAAGAGGAAGAAAAAGUGCUGGUUUUUACCCCUCUGGAUACAAAAUUCAUUGUAUUUAAAUAUUGGCUUAAUGAUUUGUGCCCAUCUUUGCCGUUUAAGAUUACUCCAGCGAUUUCUUUUGAAGAAGAAACUAUGAAGCUUGAUAUUAGAGCUGAAAGUAAAAUGAUUUUAACAGAAAGACUUGUCAUUGAAGAAUUUAAAAUUUAUUUUGUUUUGCCAAAAGUAUGUGGAAAGCCGUCAAUUGCAGUAAAUACUGGGACUUUUGUAAUGGACGAAAACAAAGGGAUAUGGAGUGUUGGGAGAUUAAUGCUUGACAGAGUUUCUCAGCUCACUGGAAGAGUUCCAGUGCCUAAAGAAAUCGUCCCUAUUUUGCAGGAAACUGAAAUGAGCUUGGAAGUCAAUUUUAUGAUAGUAGGGUAUAAUCCAACAGGCACAAAAAUAGAAAAAGUGUUAGCAAGAGGGGAGUCUUAUGCACCCUAUAAAGGUGCAAGAUGUGUUUUUCAUUCAGGAAAAUUCGAGGUCAGGAUGAAUUAA